This is a messenger RNA of Ziziphus jujuba (common jujube), 2437 nucleotides long. Its product is annotated as GATA transcription factor 26. The coding region runs from base 516 to 2138 and encodes 540 amino acids. Gene Ontology annotation, biological process: regulation of DNA-templated transcription. The transcript has 8 exons. The record is from RefSeq and is a predicted model, not a curated record. NCBI's taxonomy places the organism in Eukaryota, Viridiplantae, Streptophyta, Magnoliopsida, Rosales, Rhamnaceae. Gene Ontology annotation, molecular function: sequence-specific DNA binding; zinc ion binding.
UACAAUACAACAAAGAGGUCAUAUACAUACACUUACCUUCUCUCUCUCUCUCCUCUCUCUUUCUCUUUCUCUCUCCCAUUUCACCUUCCUUUUUCACACCCAUUUAUGAGAUUCCUCCAAUGGUCUUUUCUCUUCCAUUGGAUUGUACAGAUUCCCAGCUGAAAAAACCUAUCUAAAUCCCUUCAUUUCUUGUUGAUUUUAGACUGUAUUUUGUAUGAUUUUUCUGGGACUGUAAAGACAUAAAAAAAACUCUUCUGGGUCUCUUUGGCUUUUUUUGCUUUCUUUUGCAAACUCUAUCUCUGGGUUUGCUCCAGAAAAGCGUUCUGUACUCUGUAGUAUAUGCCAUAUAAGAGUAGAAGAGAAUAAUCAUAUUUGCAUAAAUUAAUUUUUAUUUUUUGUUUUUCACUCUUUUUGUGAAUAAAUAAGUUUUUCUCAAUAUUUUUUCUUUCUUUUUUUCCUUUAUCAAAAAUUUCUUUUUCUAUUUCUUUCUCUUCACCUGAGCAAAAAAGAGAGAGAUGGGCAAGCAAGGACCUUGCUAUCACUGUGGAGUUACAAGCACCCCUCUUUGGCGCAAUGGGCCUCCAGACAAGCCAGUACUUUGCAAUGCUUGUGGUUCACGAUGGAGGACAAAGGGAACACUGGCAAAUUAUACUCCUCUUCAUGCUCGAGCAGAACCUGAUGAUUUUGAAGAACACAGAGUUUCCAAAGUGAAAAGCAUUUCUAUUAAUAAGAACAAAGAAGUGAAGCUCCUUAAAAGAAAGCAGAAUCAUGAUGGUGUGGUGAUUGGUGGGGUGACCACUGAUUACAACCAGGGUUUCCGGAAAGUGAUAGAUGAAGAUGCGAGUAACAGAUCAAGUUCUGGUUCUGCCAUAUCCAACUCUGAGAGCUGUGCACAAUUUGGCAGUGCAGAUGCAAGUGAUUUGACAGGCCCAGCUCAGUCAAUGGUGUGGGACACAAUGGUACCUUCUAGGAAAAGGACCUGCGUUAAUCGUCCAAAACCAUCUUCUGUUGAAAAGCUCACAAAGGAUCUUUAUACCAUUUUACAUGAACAACAAUCUUCAUACUUCUCUGGAUCUUCUGAAGAAGAUCUGCUUUUUGAGAGUGAAACACCUAUGGUCUCUGUUGAGAUAGGACAUGGAAGUGUCCUCAUUAGGCAUCCCAGCUCAAUAACUCGAGAAGAGGAAUCUGAAGCUAGCUCCCUUUCAGUUGAUAACAAACACUAUAUUAAUGAGAUUUAUUCCCAUUCUGCAAGCAUACACACCAAUAACAAAGGUGCCAAUCUUACCGGUCCAGGAAUUGAAAAGAUUAAGUACCCUGCUGGACAAGGGAUGCAACAAGAACAACUUAGAAGGGACAAGUCUCAGCAUGAAUACCUCCAAAUCUUGGGAAACCAUAGUUCCCCUAUAUGUAAUAUAGAUUUGAAUGAUAUUCUGAAUUUUGAGGAGUUUACUAGACACUUGACAGAUGAGGAGCAGCAACAAUUACUGACGUAUCUAUCUCCAGUUGAUACUGUCAAAUUUCCGGAUAGCCUCAAAAGUUUGUUUGAUAGCCCUCAGUUCAACGAGAACUUAACUUCCUUUCAGCAACUGCUUGCGGAAGGUGUCUUCGACAUCUCCUUCUCAGGGGCAAAAGCUGAAGACUGUAAAACUUUGAAAAGACUUGCACUUUCCAGCUUGUCAAAAUCUAAAUGGGUUGAGCGCUAUCAUCUUCUUAAGAAUUAUAAAACUAGCUGUGGAGGGCCAGUUGCUUGUGGACCUAACGCCACAGUAUCUAGUAAUAUCAUAAAUGUCAAGAGACUGCGAGACAGCCAAAAUCAAAAUUUUCCAGAAGUAAAGAUUAUGAUGAAGAGCCCCAAAAGGGUGAUCAUGAAGAAUAGCUACGAAAACAAGGAAGUCGUAGACAAUGAUGGUUCUUGCUUUAGUCCAAGAAGUCUAUUUGCUUUGCCUACUGAUGGUAGCUCUUUCUUGCUGGAUUCUAUCAAUUUUGUUGAAGAAAGUUCUGAUCAGGAUUUGCUGCUGGAUGUGCCAUCCCACGGCUCUUUUGCUCAAGCAGAGCUUCUUCACCCAGCGACAAGUUUUGGUUCACAGCAGGCGAGCACUAGUAGUAGCUCCAUAUACCCACAUCUUGUCCAUCCCUGACGAUGUUGUAUGCAACAUUGAACGAUAGGACUACAUAGGUAUGCCUUCUUCCAGAAGCCAUGACUGGGAUUCACAUAUUGUGCAUGGUAGACACAUAAAAAAAAAAAAAAAAAAAAAAAAGGAAAAAAAAAAAAAUAGUCUGUGAAUGAGGUUUGAUGGUUGCACUUCUUUUUGCCUAACCUCUCUGAACUUGGAAUUCUAAGGGGAUGAAUUUGGGUGGGUUUUUUUGUAUAGGUUGACAACAGUUGUAAUAUAUAGCUCAUAAUGCACAAGUGAUAAAUUCUAGAGUUUUGUAUGAA